AUGGUGACCGUUUCAAUCCGGAUCGUUCGGUUACGUGAACGGCGUAUGUUGAGUUGGUGCAGUUUGUUGCUGUUGGUGCAGCUGUUGCAGCUGGCGUACGGUACCGAGGAGCGCCCGGUCGGGGAACGGUUGUCGCCAUUUCCGGGCUCGGGUGGUUGGCAAACUUACGCAACGCCUAACACGCAAUUGCCUCCAUCGGUACGGGAUUUAAGCGCAGCAGAUCAUAAUGUUGCAUCUCGCCACAUUGCGCACGGUAACGAGCGUGUAAACCGGCGGGAGUCCAUUGCCACCACGGUCGAUCGGUUGGAUCCGUCCCAAGCCGAUCUGGUGCUGCCAAACUACGAAACGUCCUCGGCGCGUACCGGAGGAUUACCGCCAGUGUACAAAUACACCGACAAUGUGUUCCGAGUGCCGAAACGGAAGGCGAAAACCUCAGCCCACCCGGAAACGGGCACGCUGCCGAGAAAGUCACACGCGAACCGGUCGCUGGGAACCGGUCGGACGGUGAUGCACCAGGGCGACGAUGCAGCGUGGUCAUCGUCCACGGCAUCGGUGGCGUAUGCGCCCGGUAAUGCAGCGGCCCUGGUCGAACACCGUGCCGAACUGGGGCUGUCCGAGGAAACCUUGUUCCAGCUGUUCACCAGCCUCUUCGAUCAUGGUAACUGGAAUAUCCUCGAGCUGAAGGGCCGGGUUGGUGAACAGUGUGCGGCCCAUAUUGGUCUGUACUUGCGCGAUCUGCGCCGACAGCGUGGCUGGGCGUUGAAGGCAAGCGAUUCGAGUGGCCGAUACGGUGGACAGUACUUUUUCGGCAACGAGUUCUGGAUGGGGUCGUUGACGUUCUGCGACGAAGUUAACCGCGUUCUCCGGCUUACCCCAAUGCCGCCCGGUGCACGCCAUCUUGAGAUGCGAUUUUUUGUCGCCAAAAUAUCCGUCCAACUUGAACGAUUGCUUUCGACGCAGUCCAGCUCGAUCCUGCUGGGACAAUGUUUGCCCAAGAGCUGCACGGUAGAGGACAUCACCGAGCUGCUGCGUAGUGAUCCGAUGCUAAACCUGCUAAACAAUAGCACGUUGAAUGUGGUAGUGGCGUCUACACCGUUGCCGAACGGAAGUCCUGCGAAUGCUGCCUUAACCAUCCUGCACGUGCGGCCCGUCCCCGGCAGCUACAAUCUGUGGAGCGAUCCGAAAGUGUUUGCACUGCUCACGGUCCUGGCGGUGCUGAGCGCGGUCAUAGCGUACGCGUCCUGCGGCACCGGCACGGACGGUAAACCGAAGGCUAGAGGAUGGCCGAAGAAGGUGCACGACUCGUCCGUGCCGGGUGGUGAUGGGCAUCAUAUGAAGCGGGAGCGUGGUGUUGCAGACGGCGGUCGGAUGGGUGAUGCGUUCGAGAUGCACAAAAUCAACGUGGAAAGUAAUAACAAUGUGUCGGGUGGUAAUGGGCAGCAGGCACCGGCAACGGACGGGAUGUACAAGGACCGCAAGGCAACACGCUUUACACUGCACGACAUCCUGUCCUGCUUCGAUGUGGGACCGAAUGCGGCCUCGAUCCUGUCGGUGGAACGUGCCGGCGAGGAUUCACUGACGUGUGUACAUGGAUUGCGGCUCUACUCCCUGCUCUGGACCGUGCUCGUGCAUACGUAUCUGCAGUUGUUUGCAGUUUCCGAAAAUCGGUAUGGACGGAAGAUUGCGGAACGUUCGUUCCUGUAUCAGCUCGUCGGCAACGCAUCCUUCUCGGUCGAUACGUUCUUUUUCAUCAGCGGCCUAUUGAUCGUGUACCUAUAUUUAAAAUCGGUGACCAAAUCGGGCCAACCGGCCUCCAAAACAGUGCGACCGGAGGAAUCGAAUGGUUCCGCUGCUGGCGGGAACCGGGACGGUCCGACCAGCCGGAAUACAUCGCUCGCGGGAUCAUUGCGUAAAGUUGGCCUUUCGAUCUUAUACCGUUACCUGCGGCUAACUCCGGUCUACUGGUUCACGAUAGUGACGAACGAAAUCAUCCUAAAAUGGACGUACGAUCGAUCCGUAUUCACACCGGGCAUCAUCGAUCACAUUACCUGCGAUCGGUUCUGGUGGCGCAACAUUCUCUACGUCAACAACUGGUUCCCGUUUACCGAGAUGUGUAUGAUCUGGUCCUGGUAUCUGGCGAACGAUAUGCAGUUCUACGUGAUUGCGAUCGUGCUGCUCAUGAUUUCCUCCAGAAAUUUCCGUCUCGCUGCGGGUUUGCUGUUCCUGUGCCUGGGCGGUUCGUGGCUGCUGUCGAUCUACUUCUCGCUGCACUAUCGCUACACGCACAAGGUGGCCGAUCCGUUCGAAUCGUUCGACAUUCUCUAUGACAAACCAUGGCAGCGCAUCGGACCGUACAUUGUCGGUAUGAUCACGGGGUACAUUCUACAUCGCCGUCCAAAUGCGCCCAGGAUUGUACCACCGCUAAGGCUUCUGCUGUGGACCAUUUCAACGGGAAUAUUGAUUGCGCUUAUCUUUGGCGUUUGGAACGGAGAACUGAGCGUACACUGGACGGCUUGCUAUGUCAGCGUGGGACAUACGGCCUGGGGAUUGGCACUGAUGUGGAUAACGCUGUCCUGCUGCUGGGGCUACUCGAACUUUGUCAACGGGCUGCUCUCCUAUCGGGGUUUCUUCCCGCUGAGCCGGCUCGCCUACUGCACCUACCUGAUCCAUCCGGUCGUCAUGAUGGCUACCUCGUUCCAGCUCGAAGCACCGAUGCACCUGCAGCACGUCAUCAUCAUCACGGCCUUCUUCGGUAAUGCGGUCAUCUCGUUCCUGAUCGCGUUCGGAAUGUCACUAAUGUUCGAAGCGCCAGUCAUUAAGCUGUUGAAGCUGUUCUUCCAGAAAACAUAG
Messenger RNA from Anopheles marshallii, 2850 nucleotides. RefSeq names its product O-acyltransferase like protein. The record is from RefSeq and is a predicted model, not a curated record. Bases 1 to 2850 code for a protein of 949 amino acids. Gene Ontology annotation, molecular function: acyltransferase activity, transferring groups other than amino-acyl groups. Lineage: Eukaryota; Metazoa; Arthropoda; Insecta; Diptera; Culicidae. The transcript is spliced from 12 exons.